Molecule: messenger RNA, 941 nt
Organism: Venturia canescens
Lineage: Eukaryota; Metazoa; Arthropoda; Insecta; Hymenoptera; Ichneumonidae
Product: venom allergen 5-like
Exons: 6
Coding region: 37-516 (159 amino acids)
Source: RefSeq, a predicted model, not a curated record
AUCUAUCGAAUCGGUCGAGUGAGAAAAAACGUCGAGAUGGCGAUCAGUCUUCGUAUUUUUAUUUUUGCGUCGAGCCUCACAGUUUUUGCAACGGCGUAUAAGUGUGACCCAAAUACCAUCAGUCCAAAUUGUGGCAGUUCCAACGUCUACGCUUACAUACCCAGAUUAGCGUUCAGGCAGCAAAUCAUAAGGGCUCACAACGAUGCAAGAUUGAAAUGGUCAGACAAGCUAGCCAACUGGGCUCAAGCAUGGGCUAAUCAAUGCAAUCCUGAUUUAGUGGAAGACUGCUUCACAGUCGACCUACCACUUUCAUCUCACACGUUCCAUUCGCAACAGUUCACCGCUUCGGAAGAUUGGAAGAAGCUCGCUACCAAGAUUGCCAAAUAUUAUAAAAAACACGAUUUAUGCACCGAUAACCCAGUGGAAAUAGGAUGCGGUUAUAUCUUCGUCAAAAAUGAGCAGAGCAAUGGCAAGCCGAUCCACCUUCUUCGAUGCAAUUACCUUCAGACAUACUAAACUUCCAGCUCAAUCGCAGGUUUUUAGCUUGGCAAUAUCGCCUUCGAGCAGCAACCUCACAGUUUCAACAAUCUCCGAUGGAACCACACCGUCAGGAAUACGACAGGAAACUCGUACAUUUAAAUCAGGAUUUCACUGGCCAUUUUCACGAAUCGCGAUUACGACGAUUAUGAAAAUAGAGAAAUUCGAGUAUAAAUUUCUACCAUGAUCAGGUUUUUUUCUUGUUUUUAUUAUUCUGUAAAGACACUUUGCGAUACGGUGGUUGCUCGCUACGGUAUUCUAUACGUGCCAACUGCAGGAAAAUCUCUCGAGAAUUUUUCGGAUGAAUUCGAUGUUUUAAAUUUUCAAUAUUUUACCCGGCGUAAUGAACAAUUUUUUUUUUUUACCUUUUCAUAAAAAGAAAACAAUUUAUGGAAAUAAAAUUA